AUGGCGGGAAACAAGGACCUGCAUGAGCUGCGUCCAGGAUGCAUAUUCCAGCCUCUCCACAACAGCAUCCCUUCAGACCUACUCCCACGCUUUGACCCGGUCUACGUAGAGUACUACAACAAAUACAAUGCCGGUCGGCUGCAUACGCAUGAGGUGCCGAUUGAAGUCUUUCGCAAAGACCCGGCCAAGUACUUGACGGCGUACGGUCGUGCUGCAGGUCCGGAUGUUUUCAGCAUAACCGAGAAGACGUGCGCGGUUAAAGACGGAGAGAUCAAGAUUCGUAUCUUUGAGCCCGCGCCUAUCCAUGAUGAGCAGGGUCGGCCCAAAAAGAGAGCCGUUUACAUCAACUUUCAUGGGGGUGGCUGGGUCUUUGGCAAUCUUUCGACUGACCAUGACUUUUGCAAACGCCUCGUGGAUGGACUCGAUGGUCACCUGGUAGUGUUUGACGUAGACUAUCGGCUUGCGCCUGAGUACAGGUUCCCCACUGCCGUGGAGGACUGCUGGGCCGCCUUCAACUGGGUUAGGUCUCAAGCAGGAGAUUUCAAUCUCGACUUGAAUAGGAUAUCAGUGGGCGGGCCAUCUGCCGGAGGCCAUCUUUCCGCGGUAAUAGCCCACCACUGUCGAAACGCCAACAUUCCGCUUGCGUUGCAGGUUCUUGUGGUGCCUGUCUGCGACUUGCACAGUUCGUUCACGCCAGAUGGUGAGUUUGACCGGGAGAAUUCUCCGUACGACUCGUAUCGGGAGAUGGAGUUCACCGUGGCCCUGCCAGUCGCGAGGAUGUCAUACUUUCAUAAGCAUUUCCUCGGGGUACCACGACCCGCUCCGUCGGAAGAUGUAAGUUGUCCUUGGUAA
This is a messenger RNA of Aspergillus puulaauensis, 852 nucleotides long. RefSeq names its product alpha/beta hydrolase. NCBI's taxonomy places the organism in Eukaryota, Fungi, Ascomycota, Eurotiomycetes, Eurotiales, Aspergillaceae. The transcript is spliced from 2 exons. Gene Ontology annotation, molecular function: hydrolase activity. The coding region runs from base 1 to 852 and encodes 283 amino acids. The record is from RefSeq and is a predicted model, not a curated record.